AGAAACCCGGAAGUGAUCAACACAUCGCUAAGCAGCGGUAGAGUGCGAGUGUAAAGUGAGGAGUGUGUGAAAAUGUGUAAAAGUCCGAAAUGCUGAAAGGGUUCUUGAAUCAGCGACUAGCUGCAAAUAAAUAUUUGUCUUGUGAGAAAGAAGGAUAGCAGAGCAGGAGGACGAAGUGUCAGGAACAAAGUAGGAGAACUACCGGAUGCUGUUUCCAAGAAACCUCAAAUGGUGUUACACGGACAAGACAUUAGUGAAGAACAUCUGGAACUCCAGGAUGGAACCGCAGCCCCCGUACAUUAAAGAGGAAGAGCCACAGCUGCCCCACAUUAAAGAGGAACUAGAGGACACCCAGUCCCCCUACAUUAAAGAAGAACAGGAGCCUCACAGCAUCAGUCAGGAUGGAGAGCAUCUCCAAGGACUGAAGGAGUUCCCGAUGAUUGGUGUCCACGUGAAGAGUGAAUACGAUGAAGUUCAAAGUGAGAAGAAGCGAGAAGUGGAGCCUCAGAGCAGCAGCUCAACAGAAGCCGAUGGAGACCACGGCGGAGUAUCACCAGCACACGACCUCUUAGCUCCGCUAUCGGAUAGCGACGACAUCACAUCGCAGUCUGACACCGAUGAUGAAGACUAUGAAGCUGACGUGACCUCUCACGCGGACAACACACUCUGGAAAUGCUCUCAGUGUGACAAAACCUUUGUUCACAAGAUGAAUCUGAAAAUACACAUGAGGCGUCACACUGGAGAGAAACCUUUCAUCUGCUCAGUUUGCGGUAAAGGAUUCUCACAGCAGUGCAAUUUGAAAGUACACGCAAGAAUCCACACCGGAGAGAAACCUUUUCCUUGCACGGUUUGCGGUAAAAGAUUCAAUCAAAAAGGCGAUUUAAAAACGCACACAAGAAUACACACCGGAGAAAACCCUUUUUCCUGCUCGGUUUGUGGUAAAGGGUUCAUUAAGAAAGCGAACUUGAAAGUACACACGAGAAUACACACUGGAGAGAAACCUUUUUCCUGCUCGGUAUGCAGUAAGAGUUUCUCUCAGAAGAUUGCUUUGACGGUACACACCAGAACACACACUCGAGAGAAUACGUGUGGUCGGAGCGACACAUGUACUACAAGCGUGACUGAACACAAAAGAAUCCACAGUGGGGUGAAAACUGAAAACUUUUUUUAAAGGACUCGUGCAACUUCGAAGAACACAUCAUGGGAACUAUGGAUAAGAAAAACGUGAUUAUUCAUUCAUUUUCUACCGCUUAUCCUCAUGAAGGUUGCGGGGGUGCUGGAGCCUAUCCCAGCUGUCUUCCGGCGUGAGAUGGGGUGGCCAGCCAAUCACAGGGCACAUAUAGGCAAACAACCAUUCACACUCACAUUCAAACCUAUGGACAAUUUGGAGUGGCUAAUUAACCUAGCAUGUUUUUGGAAUGUGGGAGGAAACCGGAGUACCCGGAGAAAACCCACACGUCCACACAGAGAUAGCCGAGGGUGCAAUUGAACUAGAGUCUCCUGCACGCUAACCACUCGACCGCCGUGCAGCAUGGUAUUACUCAUUAAAAAAAAAAAAGAAGUGGAAAAGAACAUUAUAACAUGACUAAUUGAUAUUGUGAUGAAAUGUUUGACCAUAAUAAAACAAACAGACGGGUUUGUAUCAGGCAGGAAUCCGGUGUGUAAAAAAAAUAAAAAAAUUAAAUCAGUCAGCUAUAAUUAUAACAUAAUAUAAUAUAAGUACAGCGUGCUAGCCAGUCUAAAAAUAGACCUAGGAGGUAUUCUACCAAAGUCAAGAUGCAGCUCAACAACGAUACUGCAACAGUGGUUCGUACCUUCUUACUUUGUCAAGUCCGGUUUUCGGCCUUGUGACCAGUACGCAUUCACAUAAAAGGGGGCGUUGGAUGUCACGUUGUUCUACUUCCAUGCCAAAAUGAAGCCAUCCCAGUCGAUAAGAUGACGAGUAGUUAUUGUAGAGCAUUGGUCGGGAACCUUUUUGGCUAAGAGAGCCAUGAAGGCCAGAUAUUUUAAAAUGUGUAUCUGUGAGAGCCAUAUACAUUUUUUUUAAACAUUGAAUGCAAUAAAAUGUGUGCAUUUUUAUGUAAGACCAACAGUUUUAGAUAUAAUGGGCUCUAAUUACGUAGACCAGGCACACUACCCCACGCCAAUGGGGUGUGGCCAGCACACUUUUGUGAGCAGCGCAGUGUCUAAUAAUAAAUCAAAUACUUGUUGCCAUUAAUGCAACUUCUGCUGCUGCAUAAUUUUGCACCAUACUCAGUAUAUUUCAUUCUUUUGGCCAUCUUCGUCAGAAGGCUUGGUUCUGCAGCUUUAGCUAGGUGACUAUUUGACUAAAGGAGGAAAGUUUACAUUUACAUGUUUUUUUGACAUCUCAAUGACCGAGGUAGACUACCGCAUUACCCAGUAAUAAUCGAGUUUUGGUGUUUGACCUGGAAAAUAUCUUCAAGAAAGAUGGAUAUGGUUGGCCGUAUUGCAGUAGAAAAUAGAUGGACGAAUUAAAAAUGCAUAAAAAAGUUGUUGAUUUUUAAUAUUAUUUAAUUUAAUAUUAUUUCUGUGAUGGUUUACUUUAAAAUGUUAGCAAAAAUACAUUUUUUAUUGUGGUAAGAAAUGCUUGAGAGCCAGAUACAGUCAUCAAAAGAGCCCUACCUGGCUCCCGAGCCAUAGGUUCCCUACCUCUGUUGUAGAGCUUUAUGAGAGCGUUCCAAAAUAUUAUCGCCAAAAAGCAACUCUCUCUUUUAAUUUUUAAUGAUGUCUAUAUUGUUUGCAUAUAUUAUAUAAAAUGUGUGUGCAGGCUAGAAAUGUUCUGUUUUUUUUUUUAUUAUUAUUUUUUUACUGUCCGAAUAACAUAAUGAGCAGCCGU
Molecule: messenger RNA, 2857 nt
Organism: Doryrhamphus excisus (bluestripe pipefish)
Lineage: Eukaryota; Metazoa; Chordata; Actinopteri; Syngnathiformes; Syngnathidae
Biological process (GO): regulation of transcription by RNA polymerase II
Cellular component (GO): nucleus
Molecular function (GO): DNA-binding transcription factor activity, RNA polymerase II-specific
Source: RefSeq, a predicted model, not a curated record